GGGACAGGAGAUGAAGCUGUUGGAGAUGAAGGGAAGAUGGAAGUUGAAGCUGUCCAGAAAUUAAGAAGAGGUACGCAAGCAAGGAAGUUGAAUCCAAAAUACAUUGGUGCCAACUGGAUGUAAUAGAAUUACAGGGUUGUUAGACUGUGGUUUUGCUUUUUGUUCUCAAGUAUAAAAGGAAAGCAUCUGCAAUAUUGUAAAGUGGCUUUUGGCAAUAGACACAACUGAACUUGGAAAGCAAGAAAGAAUAAAUCGCAUACCCUGUCCGUCUCUGUUGCUGUCUGCGCCUAACAUUUGGUAUUCAGAGCCUAAACUGGAUCCUCACCACGCGUACAACACGAGAUUGCAGGCCAGAGCGGGAGCGAUGGCGCCCCCGAGAGUGGAAGACCCCAUGGCGCUAUUGAUGGCCAAAAUCGAUGAAGGUAACAAGGAAAACUGCCGACGCAUGGAGGCGAUCCAGUCUACAAUGGAGAAGAUGGAGAGCACAGUGCAAGGAUUGGUCUCUGAUCGGAGCGACUUCAAGAAGUGGCGGCCCGAGAUCGAGAGGAAGGUGGUGGAGAUGGCGGAAACCCUAGUGAAGAUCCAAACGAAGAUAAGUAAUACGACUCCAUCUACCACUUCUUCGGGAGCAGUACCAGCGGUCGCCAACGGCUCGACGUCGGCAACAGCUUCGGUGGUGGCGGGGGAGAAGAUGGCGGGCUCUACCCUGCACCGUACAGCGGAUCCCUUCCGACGACCUGCUGCGGAAUCGGAGGUGAACCGGAUGUCGCUGCCCUUGGGAGGUAUGGCCACGCCAAAUCCUCAUGCUCCUUGGUUAUUUGGCCAACCCUCUGUGAGUCCAUUUGCAUCUCCAACCUGGUCACAAGGAUUGGGAGGAAACAUGCCACCGAUGAAUUUUCCAGUGUUUGAUGGAUCCAAUCCUAAGCUUUGGAAAAAUCGGUGUGAAACUUAUUUUGAGUACUAUGCUGUCCCAGUGGAGAUGUGGAUUCGAUUGGCUAUUAUGCACUUUGAGGGGCCGGCUCUGUUUUGGCUGGAGUCUAUGGAAGGUAGAACCAGGGAAAUGAAUUGGGGUGAACUUUGUACAGCUCUGCUCACCAGAUUUGGUCGUGACCAGCAUAAUUUGCUCAUCAGGCAAUUUUACCAUAUAUUCCAGACAGGAUCAGUAUCAGAUUAUAUUGAACAAUUUGAUUUGUUACUGCAUCAGUUGUUGGCUCAUGAAAAUCAUCUCACCACUACCAUGGUUACUGCCCGUUUUGUUGAUGGACUGAAAGACGAACUAAGGGCAGUGGUAAUCAUACAGCGGCCAGCUGAUCUGGAUACAACAUGUUCUCUAGCAUUAUUACAAGAAGAGGUCAUGAGUACUUCUGGACGUAGAGAACUGAGAAAAGUGGAUACUAACUCUAUUGUCAGAGUUCCAAACAAACCCAAUGCUUUGCCUAUGUUGUCAGGUAGUCGGACAUCAGGGGUACAUGAUGAACGGAGGUCUAUGGCAACAGUGGGUGCUAAAGGUGAAAUGAGUAAAAUGGAAGCUCUCAAGGCAUAUCGGAAGGCUAAGGGACUGUGUUUUAAGUGUGGAGAAAGAUGGGGCCAACUUCACACGUGCUCGAACACAGUGCCUUUACAUCUGGUUGAAGAAAUGUGGGCUCUAACAAUGGGUGCAUCUGAACUGGAGAUGGAGUCUGCAGAGCCUGCAACUGAGACUAGCCUAGAGAGUGUGCUUGCUAUUUCUGUUGCAGCAGUAUCAGGCAGCGAAGGGAGCAAAACUAUCAGACUGUGGGCAUCCAUUUAUUGUCAACAGGUUUUGGUGUUAGUGGAUUCGGGUAGCUCCGCGAGUUUUAUGGAUAAUCAUCUCACAGGAGUAAUGUCCGCAGUGCAGCCAUUAUCAAUGCCUUUGCAAGUGAAGGUUGCCGAUGGAAGGACACUAUGGAGUACUCACUUUGUUCCUGAUUGCUAGUGGCUAUGUGGGGGACAUACUUUCGUCCAUGACUUCAAAAUAUUACCAUUGAGUGGGUAUGAUCUGAUUCUUGGUAUGGACUGGCUGGAAAAAUAUAGCCCAAUGUCUAUACACUGGGGGCAAAAGUGGUUCCAGUUUAUAUAUAAAGGGAAGUCAGUACGGCUGCAAGGUGUUUUACCCAAUACUCGGUCUUGUUUUUCCCUAAAUUGUCUUCAGUUUGAUUCCCUUGUCAAACAAGAUGCAAUUGAGCAGUUAUUGGAGUUGCAAGUCGUACCACUUAGUGAACCCACUGACAUGCCUAUGGUGGUGGCUGAUCUGGUUAGCCAGUUUAACCAUCUGUUCGAUGAGCCAAAAGAGUUACCACCCAAGAGGUGGAUUGAUCAUGCUAUACCACUAAUCCCAGGAGCUCAACCUUUUCGGCUCCGACCGUAUCGGUAUACACCACAGCAGAAAGAUGAAAUUGAAAAACAAGUGAAGGAAAUGUUGGGCAAUGGUAUUAUUCAGCAGAGUACAAGUCCAUUUGCUUCACCUGUUCUUCUUGUCAAGAAAAAAGAUGGUGAGUGGCGGUUGUGUGUAGACUACCGCAGACUUAAUGCAUAUACAGUGAAGAACAGGUAUCCUAUGCCCAUUUUCGAUGAGAUAGCAGAUGAGUUGAGUGGGGCUGUUAUCUUUUCUAAGCUCGAUCAUAGAGCGGGGUACCACCAGAUACGGAUUAAAGAAGGGGAUGAGCCGAAAACAGCCUUUCAGACACAUUCUGGCCAUUUUGAAUAUCGUGUUAUGCCAUUUGGGUUAACGGGAGCACCUGCUACUUUUCAGGAGUUCAUGAACCAGAUUUUGGCCCCACUACUACGCAAGUGUGUAGUUGUCUUUCUGGAUGAUGUGCUUGUUUACAGUCCUAGCCUGGAACUUCAUGUGCAGCACUUGAAAGCAGUAUUUCAGAUACUGAGUGACCAUCAGCUACAUCUCAAGCGAUCAAAGUGUCUGAUGGCUCAAGAUACUCUGGAAUUUUUGGGCCAUGUGAUCAGUGCACGAGGGGUAUCUACAGAUCCACGCAAGGUCCAAAUAAUUCAAGAUUGGCCAAUUCCAAAUUGUGUUAAAGAACUCCGGAGUUUUCUUGGUAUGGCCGGUUAUUAUCGAAAGUUUGUGCAGCAUUUCGGCAUCAUCAGUAAAUCCCUUACUAAUCUUUUGAGGAAGGACACGGUGUUUGUCUGGACCACUGAAACUCAAAAGUCUUUUGAUAUUUUAAAGCAAGUUUUGGCUCAAGCUCCAGUGCUAGCUAUUCCUAAUUUUCAGAAAACUUUUGUGAUUGAGACUGAUGCUAGUGGAGGCGGUAUUGGGGCUGUGUUGCAGCAGGAAGGACAUCCAAUUGCAUAUAUUAGCAAGGCACUCGGACCACGAAAUUUGGGUUUGUCAAUCUAUGAGAAGGAAUGUCUCGCCAUUUUAUUUGCGGUCGACCACUGGCGUUCGUAUCUUCAGCAUGGGGAAUUUAUCAUUAAAACAGAUCAGCAAAGCCUCAUUCACCUUGAUGAUCAGAGGUUGUCUACGAGCUGGCAGCAGAAAGCUUUGACAAAGCUUCUUGGUUUGCAAUACAAGAUUAUCUACCAUCAAGGGACCAACAACCGGGUGGCUGAUGCUUUGUCACGCCGACCGGGGCUGGAACGGGAUGCACCACAUCUUCAACUGAAUCUAGUGGCAACUUCAACGGUGGUUCCCAGUUGGUUACAGCAAGUAGUUCAGGGGUAUGAGCAAGACCCCAGUACUCAAAAACUGUUGCAGGUAUUAGCCACUGGAACAGACCAGGGUCAGUAUACUCUGACAAAUGGAGUGAUCAGAUACAAGGGUCGUAUUUGGUUGGGCACCAAUCUGGUUUUGCAGCAGACAGUCAUGACCGCCUUGCAUGCCAGCGCUCUAGGAGGUCACUCUGGUUUCCCAGUAACAUACCGGCGUCUCAAAGCUAUUUUUGCCUGGCCUGGUAUGAAGAAGCAGGUGAAGGAAUUUGUGCAAUCAUGUGUCACAUGUCAACAGGCCAAACCUGACCGGGUCAAGUAUCCUGGUCUCCUGCUGCCACUACUAGUUCCAACACAUGCCUGGCAUACUGUUAGCUUGGAUUUUAUCACCGGAUUGCCUCAGUCCAAUCGGUCUAAUUGCAUCUUAGUGGUGGUGGACAAGUUUUCUAAGUAUGCUCACUUUCUUCCCUUGGCUCAUCCCUUUACAGCUCUUUCAGUGGCUAAACUAUAUUUGUCAGAAGUCUAUCGGCUCCAUGGGUUGCCAGCUGCUAUGAUUUCAGACAGGGACCCGGUCUUUACGAGUCACUUGUGGCAAGAACUGUUCAAAAUGGCUGGUACUCAGUUAUGCUUAAGCAGUGCAUAUCACCCUCAAUCGGAUGGACAAACAGAGCGAGUGAAUCAGUGUCUGGAGACGUAUCUUCGCUGUUUUGUCCACUCUUCUCCCAAGAAAUGGGCGCACUGGUUGCCGUUGGCUGAGUUUUGGUAUAAUACUUGUCCUCACUCGACUCUUGGAACUUCUCCGUUUGAAGUGUUGUAUGGCCACUCACCUAUACAUUUUGGGCUUGUUGACAAUGGUCAGUGUACAAUUCCUGAUCUUCAAGAGAUGUUGGCAGAGCGACAGCUGAUGCUCCAGCAAGUUAAGUUGCAUCUCAAUCGUGCCCAGCAACGUAUGAAAAAAUAAUCGGAUAAAGGAAGGACAGAUCGUGUUUUUGAAGCAGGACAACAAGUGUUUCUCAAACUUCAACCUUAUUGUCAAUCUUCCGUAGCUUCCCGUCCUUAUCCCAAAUUGGCUUUUAAGUUCUUUGGUCCAUUUACCAUUGUUCGCAAGGUUAAUCUUGUAGCUUAUGAGUUGGCUCUUCCACCAGGUUGUGGUAUUCAUCCGGUAUUCCAUGUUUCUCAGUUGAAGCCUCAAGUUGGUUCCAAUACACCUGUUAGCUUGUCAGUACCUGAUCUGUCAACUGGUUUGCAAGUGCCUGAACAGAUAUUGGACUCCAAGUUGGUUUGGCGUGGAGGCAAAGCAAUUUCUCAGGUGUUGGUUAAAUGGUCGGAUUGGGAUGUCUCUCUGGCUACGUGGGAAGAUGAAGCUGUGCUGAAGCAACAAUUCCCUGCAGCACCAGCUUGGGGACAAGCUGUCUCUCCAGGGGGGAAUAUGUUAACAACUCUAAAGGUGGACCGGACCAGGAAGGGACAGGAGAUGAAGCUGUUGGAGAUGAAGGGAAGAUAGAAGUUGAAGCUGUCCAGAAAUUAAGAAGAGGUACGCGAGCAAGGAAGUUAAUCCAAAAUACAUUGGUGCCAACUGGAUGUAAUAGAAUUACAGGGUUGUUAGACUGUGGUUUUGCUUUUUGUUCUCAAGUAUAAAAGGAAAGCAUCUGCAAUAUUGUAAAGUGGCUUUUGGCAAUAGACACAACUGAACUUGGAAAGCAAGAAAGAAUAAAUCGCAUACCCUGUCCGUCUCUGUUGCUGUCUGCGCCUAACACGACCGACCCGCAGAACGUGAAGGAAAGGGUUGGGCAAACACCCAGGGGGACUCACAUACCGGAAUCCGAGCACUGGCGCGCGUGACGACGGGGAAAGGCGGAUCUAUGGUGGGGCUCAACUCCGGCGACGAAUUGAGGUGGCUCCGAGGAUUCCCCGGCGGGUAAGGGUUGCGGUAGUAUUCCUUGAACCAAUCUGACUUCUCGCCAGCAACUCGCUGGGGUCAGGGACGGUGCGGAUGACUCCCCGGUGCAGCGGCACUCCCCCACACGACGGAGCUGGUUCUCUCUUUCUUCGAUGACGGCGCGGCGAGCGGGGAGUAAGCGAGAAUAGGGAGCGAACGAGUCCCUGGGCACUACGGUUUUAUAUCCCGCAGGGAUGGUCACGCCGAGCUGGCGGAUUACGCGCGGCGAUGGCGGCGUCCGCAGCGGCUGCGUGGUUACGGCAGGGGAGGACGACCAACAGUGCUCUAGAGCCGAUGAUAGCUGGGCCCUCGUUGGCAGCAAUUAUUCCCCCAAGUCCGUGGAGUCAGUCCGAGACUGAAACAGCGGACCCGCGCUCCAGCGACAGAUGAUGGAACGCGACUGACAUAGUCGGCCCACCAGUCGACGUCGAGCAUGUAUCGGAGGGCGCGUAUGGGUGGAUAACGAGGCGGGCCCGCGUGCCAGUGAUCCACACUCUCCAUGGCUGCCUGGACCAAGCGCGUGGAAGGAAAGAGCAAUGGGCCAACAGUGAGGCGGUCAACCCAUAUAGGGGGAUAUGAAGUUUGUGGAAAGACAGCUGUUUAAUGAGAGAUAUUAAGUGAACAAUAUGAUGUGGUACUGAAGCAUCAAAACAGAAAAUGUGAUGUUAUCAACUGAAAGCACACAAACAUAACGAAUUAAAUAAAAGUUCAGGACGAGGUUCUUAUUCA
Messenger RNA from Zea mays, 6349 nucleotides. RefSeq lists its product as uncharacterized. Lineage: Eukaryota; Viridiplantae; Streptophyta; Magnoliopsida; Poales; Poaceae. The transcript has 2 exons. Gene Ontology annotation, molecular function: aspartic-type endopeptidase activity. The record is from RefSeq and is a predicted model, not a curated record. Gene Ontology annotation, biological process: proteolysis. The coding region runs from base 365 to 1954 and encodes 529 amino acids.